UCUACUAAUUCAUUUUCCUUGCUAAUUCAUCAAACCUAUUUACCUAAAACUAGACUAGCUAAUCCUAAUCACCAAUUUAUUGACUCAAAUCUCUUACACUUGUCUCUUUCAACAAUCUGAGUUGUGCAUCCAUGGAGCAACAUGGUCCCUAUAAAUAGCUGCUCAAUCAUUCCAAAAAUAAUACAAUUCAAAUUAACUUUCAAUUUCUAAACCACCAUUAAAAGCCCUCUUAAACAAGUUCAAUUUCUGGAAAUUACCAUAACUCACCACCAUUAACCACCACUGCCACCCUGUUCCGCCGGAAACCACCACCAUUGACCACCCAAACUACCUUCAGCCUCCGAGCACCAUCACCGCAACCCUUACUCGCUUUCCUCCUCUUCUCUCUUUCUUGCGGGUUUUCUCCCCUGCAUUCCCUUGACGCUGCGGCCGCAACAACCACCACCGGCGCUACUUCCGCCGUGCUUCGAACCACGCAGCUCCACCAGGUGUUGGUCACCCUUCUUGCACAGGACCAGUCAGCCGCCCCUUUUUCCUUCCUCCUCCUCCAUUAUUUGUUCUGCGGCUUUGCAAACACAUGCCUGACGAGUCGUCACCUCCUUCUGGUGGCCACGAGGAGCGUGGCAUGACGCGGCAGUCUACUGGCGCGGGUCCCCUAUGGGUGGGCCCUGAGCUCUACGACGGUCGUGAUCUGCACUACGACCUAGAGCACCACGUGACUUCCCACCUUCAUGCGAGGAGAGAGACUACGGUUCGCGGCUAUGGCGCAGCGACGAGUGAGACCGUUUUUAGCUUCCUGAGCUCGGACGCCCAGGCUUUGGUGAGGGCGAGCUCACUAUUUCCGGUGGUCGAGACCUUCUGGGAGAUACUGCGGCUUAACAUCUCUCUGUCUUUUCUGCGGUCAUUCAUGAGGCGGUGGUGGGAUACCACCAACACCUUCCAUUUUCCUUGGGGCGAGAUGACGAUCAAUCCCGAGGACUACACGGCUUUGACGGGCUUGACCUUUACAGGGAACCCCGUUCGUCUGAGGUCGGAUGGCCCAUCGCCGACUGUUGCUGAGGGUACCAGGCUCUUGGGCUCGUGGAUGGGUAGGAGAUUGCCUUCGUACCAGCCCCGUGGGAUACCUUUCGCUGACCUGAUGUGGGCCUUAGAGCAUGGGGUAGAGGAGUCGCCUUCGAGACAGGCUCGGCUGCUCUACCUCCAUUUUAUUACUUCCACUUUUCUAUCGGGUCCGACUGACACCUUUGACCCGAGGUGGAUAGGCAUGGUGGAGGACGUGUCUACACUGGGUGACUAUCGCUGGGGCGAUUUGGGCUAUGCGAUGCUCGUCGGCCAGAUGAGUUUGGCGGUGCGCGACUCGGACCCGAGUAGACGUCACUUUGUGAUUACAUUAGCGGGAGUGCCGCGUUUGAUCGAGCUGUGGGCCUUUGAGCACUUACCUUGGCUGGCUCCCCGAAAGGGGCAGAGGCCUUUGGAGUUCCCCUUCCGGUCGCCGUUGGGGUUGGAAGAAGAAGCUGAUAGUGCGUCCACCGCCCGAUACCGUGUAGGAUCUUAUUCGGGACGGGAUCCCUGAGCAUGUGGUUUGGACCCCAUGGCUCUCUUUUAGGGGUACUCAUGCUUCGGUCAGGGAUAGUUAUGCCCUGAGCCAGAUGCGGGUCUUGUUUGUUGGCCGCCGGGACCCUGUCUUGUACCUGGGAGAGCGGGUACGUAUGCAGACGGUCGGGGCUUUUUCGGUGCCUAGGCCUCCGCCUGCAACCACGUUGUCUACUCGCUCGAUAGGCGAGUCGUGGAGGGUCCACUCGAGGACUGGCGUGCCGGCGACGGAGUUGGUGAUAGAUGGAGCUAGCUAUCAUCAAUUUAUCCAGGAUUCUCUUCGUCUCCCGGAGCCUGGCGCUGAGCGUCCUGACCCUUCGUUGGGGGGAUGGGUGCUUCCCGAUGCUCGGAUCUUGUAUACCGGAGAGAGUGGAUCCGAGAUUGUGGAGACUUUCCCGAAAGACCGGGUUUUCCAUGCUCCGCUCCCUGAGGGAGUACAGGCGGUAUGCACCUUUUAUUUGUGCACUCUUCUUAUAUCUUUCUUUUUUUCUUUUGUUACUAACAUUCCUGUUUCAUGUUACGGCCCAUACGGCCAACGCGAUGGUGGGGGUGAUCAACCGGUUGAAGUCCGCGUUGGUUCGAGCCCGAUCUGCACUUUCUUGCAGGAGCCCCCACUCUACUCGGACGGGUGCUGGACGAGCCGGGGCCGACGACGCAGGUCCCUCGGGCGGGGGACACGGUCGUGAGAGAGAGAGAGAGAGGUCACGGCACUCGCCCCUACGGCAUCGCCGUUCCGACGCGGGGGUGAGUUCUUCCGGGGAGAGGUCCGAGCCGGAGCGUAGGCGACGUUCCGUGUCGGUGGCCCGAGAGCCUAGCCCUGAGUUGGAGUCACAGCCUCAUUUUUGGGGUGAUUCUGGCUGGGGGCCCUCAUACCACGGGAAGUGGAGUGGAUGGACCGAUGAGGCUUGGAGACAUGGAGCCGAUGACGAGUCUUAGGCUUACCUCCUGUUUUGUAUAUAUUCAUUCUUGUAUUCCGCAUGUAUAUAUAUUUUUUGCGAUUUUUUGGUGCAAGAAUGUUUUGAGCCUUCCGUGGGCUUUGCUUUGACAGAUUAUAGUAAUAUUAGCUUUCUAAACCAACGACGAAUUUUGAAAAGGGAAAGAAUUUCGUAAAAAUAAUGA
Messenger RNA from Spinacia oleracea (spinach), 2712 nucleotides. RefSeq names its product protein MAINTENANCE OF MERISTEMS-like. Lineage: Eukaryota; Viridiplantae; Streptophyta; Magnoliopsida; Caryophyllales; Amaranthaceae. The coding region runs from base 578 to 1573 and encodes 331 amino acids. The record is from RefSeq and is a predicted model, not a curated record. The transcript has 6 exons. Gene Ontology annotation, biological process: meristem development; meristem maintenance.